This is a messenger RNA of Clunio marinus, 189 nucleotides long. NCBI's taxonomy places the organism in Eukaryota, Metazoa, Arthropoda, Insecta, Diptera, Chironomidae. The record is from the annotation of a GenBank genome assembly.
AUGAAGAAACUUCUUAGAAUUGUGAAUUUCAGUCAUGAAAAUGAGACCACCUACACGAAAAUAUUUAAUUUGAUAUCAAAUGAGGAAAUGUCAAAAUUCAAAUUUCGACAAAUAUUCUUGCGCAUUGAAAAUUUUGAUAAUAAAUCUCAGCAUGAAAUCAAUCUAAAGUUGUCUCAAGCUUAUGUUUGA